UUAUUUAAUAUAUUUGUUCCAAGUUUUAUGUUUUCGUUUUAAUGUUUUAUUCAAGUCUAUUUUUUUUGUUUUAAUCUAUGUUUUAUAUCACAUGUUUCUCUGCAACAUACCUAAUUUUUAUGUUUAUUCUAAUGCUCAUACAGUCUAAUUUUAGUUCAAAGUCUUGUCAUUGUGCCGAUGGCAAGGCUUGUAAUGUAGAUACAGGCGAAUGUCCUGAAUCUAAAUGUAGUCCCGGUUGGCAAGGACCUCCAAUAUGUGAUGAUGACAUUGACGAAUGUGCCAACCCAGAAACUACAUGUCCAGAUGAACAGCCUGAUUGCAUGAACACUCCCGGCUCGUUUCUUUGUUUUUGUGUUGAAUACGAUAACCAAACAGGAUUGUGUGUAUCCCCCCAACCAGAUUCUCCUUUUUCAACAAAUAUUGCUUUAGAACCUUCAACAGAAGCUUCUUCUAUUUCUCAUCAAAAUUUAAUUUUUUCUAAGGAAGAGGGAAAAGAAAGAAUUCAAGUUCCAAUAGCUUCUCUUUCAUUAAUUCCUCAAUUAGGGCCUAAAACAAAAAAUACUUUAACAAAUACUAGACGUCAACAAGAAAGGCAACCUUUAGGAAUUAAUAAUGAAGCAAUAAAUAAUAAUGGAUUGUCAAUUAAAGUUUUGCCUGUUACUAUUCAGCCUUUAUUUGCCGGUGUACGCCCUUCUCAUCCUUCUCCACCAAAUAAUUUAUCUCCUCAUCUCUCUCAACAAUCGUCCUUGAAUGAAUUAACGCCUUUAUUACCUUCUAAUCCUUCCAAUAUUCCUCUAUUAUCCCAGUCAAAAUUUCGUCACCAUCCAAAUCUACCUCCAAUCCCCUCAACAUCAAUACCCAAAACAACAACAACACUUAUUCCUUCAUCUAAUUUAAUUUUUGCUGAUUGUCAUCGUCAAUGUAUAGCCGAACAAGGUAUCUGUCUAGAAGGGGGAGAAUGUAGAUGUGCCCCAGGAUGGCAAGGAGAUGGAAGAGCAUGUUUGGAUAUAGAUGAAUGUGCUUCUAAAAAUGAAAAAAUUUGUGGUUCAAAUGCUGAAUGUCAAAAUCUUCCUGGUUCUUAUCAGUGUGUUUGCAACUCAGGUUUUGUUGCUAACCCUAAUGGUCAAGGAUGCCUUGACGUUGACGAGUGUGCAGAGAGUGCUGUACUUAAUACUUUGGAGAAUGUUUGUCCACACGCAAAUACCCGCUGUCAAAACACAAUCGGCGGUUUUCACUGUGAAUGCUCACCUGGGUUUAAUGGCGAUCCAAAUAACGGGGAAGGGUGUAAUGAUAUUGAUGAAUGUUUAACUGCUGAAUAUUAUUGCGGAAAACACGCAACCUGUGUUAAUCUAAUAGGCUCUUUUCGAUGUGAUUGUAAUGCCGGGUUUGAACGUCAAUCAAACUCCAAUCAUUGUCAAGACAUUGAUGAAUGUGCGGAUGCUUCAAAUUGUCAUAAAGGAUCAGCAAUAUGUACAAACUUGGAAGGAAGUUUUCAUUGUGAAUGUAUUGAAGGUUUUAUUGGUGAUGGCCGUCAAUGCCAUGGUAAAUCUUAA
Meloidogyne enterolobii is the source of this 1553-nucleotide messenger RNA. The record is from the annotation of a GenBank genome assembly. NCBI's taxonomy places the organism in Eukaryota, Metazoa, Nematoda, Chromadorea, Rhabditida, Meloidogynidae.